Ananas comosus (pineapple) is the source of this 1668-nucleotide messenger RNA. RefSeq names its product plant UBX domain-containing protein 10. Gene Ontology annotation, cellular component: endoplasmic reticulum. NCBI's taxonomy places the organism in Eukaryota, Viridiplantae, Streptophyta, Magnoliopsida, Poales, Bromeliaceae. The record is from RefSeq and is a predicted model, not a curated record. Gene Ontology annotation, molecular function: ubiquitin binding.
AACCCUAACCCUAACCGUUCUUCGACAGCAUAGCCCAUGGCGGAGGGCUCAAGCGACAAGGUGGCCUAUUUCCAGGCCAUCACGGGCCUCGACGACCCCGAUCUCUGCGCCGAGAUCCUCUCCGCCCACAACUGGGACCUCGAGCUCGCCGUCUCCUCCUUCACCUCCUCCUCCAAUCCCCCUCCCCCUCCCACCUCCACCAUCGCCGCCGCCGCCGCCACCACCACCACUUCCACCGCCGCCGCCGCUGAUCCGGCCCCUCCGGGACUCGCGUGGAAGCUCGUGACCCUCCCCUUUUACGUCGUCUCCGGGGGCGUCGGCCUCGUCACCGGAGCCGUCGGCCUCGGCGCCUGGAUGGCAGGCGCCGUCCUCUCCCGCUCCCUCAACCUCCUCGGCCUCGCCCUCCCCCGCCCCGGCGCCGGCGACUCCGACCGCCUCAUCGCCCUCUCCGCCUCCGCCGCCGAGGCCGCGGACUUCGUCGCCGCCUUCGAGCGCGACUUCGCGGCGGGCGACGGGGCCCCGGCGCCGCGGUUCGUGGCGGAGGGGUUCAUGGACGCGCUCCAGCGGUCGCAGCGCGAGUACAAGCUGCUCUUCGUCUACCUCCACUCGCCGGACCACCCGGACGUACCCGCCUUCUGCGCGGGGAGCCUCUGCUCGCCCGUCGUGGCGGCGUUCGUGAACGAGAACUUCGUGGCGUGGGGAGGGAGCAUACGGAGGACCGAGGGCUUCAAGAUGAGCAACAGCCUCAAGGCUUCGCGAUUCCCCUUCUGCGCCGUCGUCAUGGCCUCUACCAACCAGCGGAUUGCUCUCCUUCAGCAGAUUGAGGGGCCUAAAUCUCCUGAAGAGAUGCUCACAAUCCUUCAGAGGGUGGUUGAAGAGCACUCUCCAUCCUUAAUAGCCGCAAGACUAGAGGCCGAGGAGCGGCGUAAUAACCAGCGUUUGAGAGAGGAGCAAGAUGCUGCAUAUAGAGCAGCACUUGAAGCUGAUCAAGCGAGAGAGCGUCAAAGGAGAGAAGAACAAGAGCGCUUGGAAAGAGAAGCUGCAGAAGCUGAACGAAAGCGUAAAGAGGAAGAAGAGGCUUUGGCGAGGGCAGCUCAUGAAGCUGCUGAAAAGGAAGCUGCCAUUGCAAGAAGGCGGCAAGAGAAAGCAAUGGCACUUGGAGCUGAACCUGAGAAAGGGCCUGAUGUUACGCAAGUGCUGAUCCGUUUUCCGACCGGAGAGCGCAAAGAGAGGAGGUUUCACAGCUCAGCUACCAUCAGUUCGCUCUAUGACUAUGUCGAUUCCUUGGACUGCUUACAAGCCGAGAAAUACAGCCUUGUUUCGAAUUUCCCGCGUGUAUCCUACGGUCCGGAAAAGCACUCUCUCACAUUAAAAGAAGCAGGUUUGCAUCCGCAAGCAAGCUUAUUCGUCGAAGCGGAGUCAUAAAACUACAUAUCAUGGUCUCUAGUCCCGGAACGUUAUAUGCAUACAUUGUAGAUGUGUCUUUUAACCAGUGCUUCAACAGAAGAAGGUAGGGUCACUGUCUUGUACCUUUGAGUUGUGAUACAUCGUAAGCCCUGUUCUCUGUUAAACUCUUCAUUUCAUGUGAAUCCGAGUCGAUCGCUAAAAAUUGACUAUGUUUCUCUAUUCAUUCACUCAUGUAAUAAAUUGAAUUUGUUUCUGUCGCCA